GGCGUUCCGUAAGCGUACAGAUGAUGUAACGUCCAUUUCCUGGCUUGUAAGGGUCACUCGUAAGUGAGGAGUUUGAAUUGAACCUAGUUUAGAAAACUACUUUUGGUCACUACAGUCCUUGCAUAAUAUUUAAGCCAUGUUACGAACGCUGUGUCGGACUGGUGGAGCUAUUUUGCUGCAAGCUCAGCGGCCUGCACCAAGGCUCUUGGUUACACCAGUGCAGCAGCGAUGGGCUUCCAGCUUGCCAAUGAACACUGUGAUCCUCUUUGUGCCCCAACAGGAAGCUUGGGUGGUGGAAAGAAUGGGUCGCUUCCACCGCAUAUUGGAGCCGGGUUUAAAUUUCCUCAUCCCCUUACUUGACCGAAUUCGUUAUGUCCAAAGUCUCAAAGAAAUUGUGAUUGAUGUCCCAGAACAGUCUGCAGUGUCUUUAGACAAUGUAACACUUCAGAUCGAUGGAGUUCUUUAUUUAAGGAUCCUGGACCCAUUCAAGGCCAGCUAUGGCGUUGAGGAUCCAGAAUAUGCAGUCACACAGUUGGCUCAAACCACCAUGCGUUCAGAGCUGGGCAAAUUAACACUGGAUAAAGUUUUUCGGGAAAGGGAAUCUCUUAACUCCAACAUGGUUCACUCAAUCAACCAAGCAUCAGAUGAGUGGGGAAUCCGCUGCCUCCGUUAUGAAAUCAAGGACAUACACGUCCCGCCUCGUGUUAAAGAAUCUAUGCAGAUGCAGGUUGAAGCUGAGCGGAAGAAGAGAGCAACUGUGCUGGAGUCUGAAGGGUCAAGGGAGGCAGCCAUAAAUGUGGCUGAAGGUCGAAAACGAGCGCAGAUUCUGGCCUCAGAGGGAGAGAAGGCAGAGCAGAUCAAUAAAGCAGCUGGUGAGGCUCAAGCAGUCAUAGCCAAAGCUGAGGCCAAAGCAAAAGCCAUACGUAUGCUCUCUGAGGCUCUGACUGAACAGAAUGGAAACGCUGCUGCAUCUUUAAGUGUGGCAGAACAGUAUGUGUCUGCAUUUUCUAACCUCGCCAAACAGUCCAACACCAUCCUACUGCCAUCCAACACGGGUGACAUCAGUGGAAUGGUUUCUCAGGCCAUGACAAUUUAUAGCACAUUGUCAAAAACAAGCCAGAAACUACCACCAAAAGAGUUGCAAGAAAAGACGGAGGAACCCCUGAACCAUUUGGAAUCUUCUGAGGAGCAGAGAACUCCCUGAAUGAAGUUAGAAUACCAAACAAAAAUAGAAGGCACCUUGGGGGCAUCCUUGCAUAAACACUUUUUUUUACUAAACUGACUGGUUAGAAAUGGAAAAGCCACUAACCUUAUGCAGUUUUCAGUGGAGCCCAAUUUAUUGUGAUUCUCAUCGUUUAUUUUCAUUGUUUUCUGAUUUUUAAAAAUAAAGGUCAGACUUGUUUUUAGUGACUUGUGUAAUUGACUGGUAGGACAAAUGUAAAAAAACUGAGCUGGCCACAGCAACUUUCUUCAUUAUACUUGCAGUGUAGUAAAAUCUUAGGUUGGGUUUGAUGUGUUUUUCCUGACAGUUUUUGAAAGAGUGUGUGUGCAUUUUUGGUAGACCAGGAAGCCACCUGGUUUACAUAGACCUAAAUGAAAUUAUUCAUUCUUGCAAAUUUUCAACACCAGUGGGACCACACACUGCUUUCUGUCAUGCUAGUAAAAGCCCUAAACAAUGCCUUAUGUUCACAUUUUGACCUAUAUUAAAUAGGAAAAAUAAUUGUAUGUUUUAUGCAAGGUCAUUUUGAAAGAGUUGGAUUUGGAAGGACAUCCGAUUAAAUCUGAUUUAUGUUGGGUCUAA
Molecule: messenger RNA, 1801 nt
Organism: Oryzias latipes (Japanese medaka)
Lineage: Eukaryota; Metazoa; Chordata; Actinopteri; Beloniformes; Adrianichthyidae
Gene: stoml2
Product: stomatin (EPB72)-like 2
Biological process (GO): mitochondrion organization
Cellular component (GO): membrane; mitochondrion
Source: RefSeq, a predicted model, not a curated record